Camellia sinensis is the source of this 1963-nucleotide messenger RNA. The record is from RefSeq and is a predicted model, not a curated record. Lineage: Eukaryota; Viridiplantae; Streptophyta; Magnoliopsida; Ericales; Theaceae.
AAAAAAACCCAAAAAAAAAAAAAAAAUGUCUCACGCAGUGUUCCAAACGGCCCAAAUCAUGCCAAUCAAUACCCAAACCAUCCCAACCACCAAAAUCUUAUCGCCAAAACCCUUAUUGCCCGUUCACACACCCGUUCACCGGCUAGUACCGGUUUCCGGUAAGCUCCUCCGCAAGGGUUUGGUUGUGAAGGCUUUGGCGCCGCCGUCUUCGGCGGCGGAGGCGGUUGACGGAGACGUUAUAGCUGGAUUGGAACGGUGUUUCAGAGCAUCGCCGCCGUCUGAAUCGUCGUCGUCAUCGUCUGCGAUGUUCGGUCCGGUUAUGAAGGGAGAGUACGGUGCUUUUGGUGCGGUGACUUUGGAGAAAUCGAAGCUCGAUAUGACGCAGAAGCAAACCCAAUCAAGUCCUGAGACUGCACUUGGAGGCGGCGGUGGUGAUAUUGGGAAAGGUUUAAGCCAUGGUGGUGGUGAUGGAGGCGACGAUAAUGGUGAUGAUGAUGAUUACUUUGAUGACUUUGAUGAUGGAGAAGAGGGAGAUGAAGGUGGAUUAUUUAGGAGACGGAAAGUUUUUCAAGAGCUUUUUGAUAGGAAAUUUGUUGAUGCGGUAUUAAAUGAGUGGCAAAGGACAAUGAUGGAUUUACCUGCAGGACUGCGACAAGCGUAUGAAAUGGGUUUGGUCAGCUCAGCACAAAUGGUAAAAUUUCUAGCAAUCAAUGCCAGGCCAACCACAACUAGGUUUAUUUCUCGAACACUUCCUCAAGGAAUGUCCAGGGUAUUCAUUGGGAGGAUGAUUGCAGAUCCUGCAUUUUUAUAUAGGUUUCUUAUGGAGCAGGCUGCCACAAUUGGCUGCUCUGUUUGGUGGGAGUUGGAAAAUCGUAAGGGAAGGCUUAGGAAGAAUUGGGAUCUCGCGCUCAUUAAUGUUCUCACUGUAACUGCGUGCAAUGCUAUUGUUGUGUGGUCACUUGCUCCUUGCCGUUCAUAUGGACACACAUUCCGAUUUGAUUUGCAAAACACAUUGCAAAAACUUCCGAACAAUAUAUUUGAGAAGAGCUACCCGCUUAGAGAAUUUGACCUGCAAAAGCGAAUCCAUUCUUUUCUUUACAAGGCUGCAGAGUUGUGUAUGGUCGGAUUUACUUCUGGUGCAGCGCAAGCUGCUUUGUCAAAUCUGUGUGCCCGUAAAAAAGAGGGAAGGUUGUCUGUUACAAUUCCUUCUGUGAAUACUAAUGCACUUGGUUAUGGGGCUUUCCUUGGCCUAUAUGCAAACCUGCGGUAUCAGCUGCUAUGUGGAAUCGAUAGAGCAAUGAUUGAUUAUUUUGAUGUUAUUGGAGUGCCACUGGUUUUCAGUACUGCUUUGAGGAUUUUGAAUGUUCAAUUAGGAGAGAGAUCCAGGCUGGCUUGGCUUGGGGUAGAGGUGGAUCUGCUAGCUCAUUCAGACGACCUCUUACAAAAGGCAUAUAAUAGACCAUCUGAGCCUGCUAGUCAGCCUUCUUCAAAUUGGUUCAUAUCCAAGAAUGCCAUAGUUUCAGGGCUUGGGCUUCUCGGCAUCAAACAAGGGCAAAGCGACUCUGCUGUCGAAGGGGAAGCACCACCUCCCAAGGCUCGGAGAAAGAGAGUUGUCAGGAAAAAGGUAACUGCAGGUUCGGCAUAGCUACUUUAUACUAGUUGGUAGCAAAUUGUUCAAUUUUGUAGGCCGAUUAUGCAACUUGAACUUGAUUUGCCAUGAGAAGUUGAAGCAGCUAAGAGAGAUGGCAUUUUACAAGGAACAAUAACUGAAAUGAGGAGAAUAUUAGAUAAGAUUGCCUAAUUUUUUUGCCUCUUUUUUUAUUAUUAUUUAUUUUUAGAUUAAAUGUGUUUGUAUCAUGAUUAGAAGUGUACUCUGAUGUUUGAAGUUGAAGAUCAUCUCAAUUUUUGUCUAGUUCAUAGGGGUGUUGAAUGACAAACUAGCGAACGUAAAAUAGUUUUUUAA